AUGACAAGUCCAAGAGGGAACGGGAGCGCAAUGGGCGCAGAGGAUAGAGCGGCGCGAUCGACGAGUGUGGUCUCAAUGGAGGACCCAGACGUGCGCAUGGCGGCUGAGGCACUCUCGGGACUGGGAAACCCAGCUUUCGCGCGAUCUUCCCAAGGGCAGAACAUGCACAUUUCAGCACAUGCAAGCCCAGGAAUGGCAGGCUCCGCUGCACAUGACCCUGAGCCUUUGCUUGAACUGAUAGCACAAGCACAUCCAUGGGUGGGAGGGACGAUCAAAGGAUCGAUAUCUGCCUACUCCACUACAAAGCACUACUCACCUCGCUUUGUGCAGUAUGGCUAUAAUCUAGUCGAGCGUAAUAUUACCACGCCUGUUGUCAGUGCGGUCAGCACAGUUGGAGGAAUCACCGGUAUGGAUAAUGGAGUCCGUCGGUAUCUCGAAGCACGGCGACCGACAGAUCUCGAGCACGGUGCGAAAGACUACAAUGCCAUGGAGAUCGAACACCACACGGAUGGGAUCACCAGACAAGGACGAGACAUCAUCACAGAGCAGCUACCAGCUUACGGCGCCAGCCGGCCGCCCUCCUAUCGAGAAGAAGCCAGUCCUGCGUCUGCAGAUCGAGCGAUGAAUCGACCGUCUCGCAACCGUAGCUGGUCAUCACAAGUCUUCGUUACCACCUCUGGCCUUUCAGUCGCUCUCAGCACAACCUCACGACAUUCCCUCCGCUUCUGCCUGAACAUGCUGAGCCACGCGUUCGCAAACGUAGAGCACUUGACUCGCGCGCUAUCCAUCGCAUUGAAUCAGUACGAGGGUAACCGCCAGCACCACCUGGACGGCGCAGCGCUCGAAAAGGGCCCUCGCCCAGCGACUCCUGAUCAAAACGAGAACGCACGACGACUGGCCAACGACAUCCGACAUUGCUGCGACCAGAUCAUGCAGACGCUGAAAUAUGUUGUCGACCACGUCAACAACUACGCCGGUGGAGCCCUGCCGGCCAACGCACGCGAGUUCGUCCGCGCGCAACUGAUGUCCCUCCCGCAGCGCUGGCGGCUCGUGUCAGAUGGAUCGCAAUCGACUGAAAGUGAUACCAGCCGGCAUGCGCAACGCAUGAUUGCCUUUGCGACGGAAGGGUUGGAUAUGAUGACACAGGUCAGUGGUGUAUUGAAGGCGACGUUAGAGUCUGCCGAGAGGUGGUUGGAGCGGGUUGGUAGGAGGGAUCAGCAGGAAGUGGAUCAGACGAUGCACGAUGAAAAGGUGUGA
This is a messenger RNA of Zymoseptoria tritici IPO323, 1257 nucleotides long. RefSeq lists its product as uncharacterized. Gene Ontology annotation, biological process: phospholipid biosynthetic process; regulation of transcription by RNA polymerase II; endoplasmic reticulum unfolded protein response. Gene Ontology annotation, cellular component: endoplasmic reticulum; nucleus. Gene Ontology annotation, molecular function: transcription corepressor activity. The record is from RefSeq and is a predicted model, not a curated record. The transcript is spliced from 2 exons. NCBI's taxonomy places the organism in Eukaryota, Fungi, Ascomycota, Dothideomycetes, Mycosphaerellales, Mycosphaerellaceae. The coding region runs from base 1 to 1257 and encodes 418 amino acids.